Molecule: messenger RNA, 222 nt
Organism: Prunus armeniaca (apricot)
Lineage: Eukaryota; Viridiplantae; Streptophyta; Magnoliopsida; Rosales; Rosaceae
Source: the annotation of a GenBank genome assembly
AUGAAUCGCUUUCAACUUUGCCUCCUUUUCACUCUGCUCCUCUUCUUUGCUCCGACCAACAAUCGUGCCAUUCGAACAAGCUUCCCGAGCCCUGCACCUGCAAGAAGCCAGCAAGUUUUCAGGCCAUCUGUUAGUGCCCCUUCUACCCGCCAGGCCAGAGUCUUUGACUCUGAGAAGCGAAGGGUGCCCACAGGAUCAAACCCUUUGCACAACAAGCGAUGA